AUGGCUUCUCCAAAGUCUCAUGUGUUGAUUAGCUUCUUUCUAUCUACGCUUGUAGUCACUGCCGUCACCUCGGAAACGACAUGCUUGAAUUUCCAGUCGAUCAUCAGUUUCGGUGAUUCCAUUACCGAUACAGGAAACUUGAUCGCUCUCUCUACUCCAAACCAACUUCCUGAAUCUGCGUUUCCGCCAUACGGAGAAACCUUCUUCCACCAUCCAACCGGCCGUUUCUGUGACGGCCGUCUCAUCAUAGACUUCAUUGCUGAAUUCUUAGGGCUUCCGUAUGUGCCUCCUUUUUAUGGAUCUAAAAAUGGAAACUUUGAGAAAGGAGUUAAUUUCGCGGUGGGAGGAGCAACGGCAUUGGAAAGUUCAUUUCUUGAAAAGAGAGGGAUUCAUUGUCCUAACAAGAACAUCAGUUUAGGUGUUCAGCUUAAGAGCUUCAAAGAGAGUUUACCACUCAUAUGUGGCUCACCAUCAGAUUGUAGAGAUAUGAUUGGAAACGCUUUGAUUCUUAUUGGGGAAAUUGGAGGAAAUGAUUAUAAUUUUCCCUUUUUCGACCACACAAACAUUGAGGAGGUCCAAGAGCUCGUUCCCCUUGUGAUCUCUACUAUUUCUUCGGCAGUCACGGAGUUAGUCGAUAUGGGAGGAAGAACCUUCCUAGUUCCAGGAAACUUCCCGCUCGGGUGCUCAGUAAUCUAUUUGACAUUAUAUCAGACAUCAAACAAGCAAGCGUACGAUCCUGAAACCGGAUGUUUGACAUGGUUGAACAAGUUUUCGGAAUAUCACAAUGAUCAGCUUCGGGCUGAACUCAUUAGACUCAGGAAGCUGUAUCCUCAUGUCAACAUCAUAUACGGUGACUACUACAACGCUUUGUUACGACUUAUCCAAGAACCAUCCAAAUUCGGGCUCAUGAACAACCCCUUGCCCGUUUGUUGCGGUUUAGAAGGACCGUACAACUUCACCAUUGGUGUUAAAUGUGGUUUAAACGAAGUUGAAUGUUGUAAUGAUCCUUCAAAGUAUGUGAAUUGGGACGGUAUCCAUAUGACUGAGGCUGCGUACAAAUGGAUAGCUGAGGGUUUACUCAGAGGACCAUAUGCGGUUCCUUAUUUCGAUUGGUCUUGCCUCAGCUCCGAGAUUAAGGACAAGGAGUCAUUAGACAUUUAGUAUUCUCUGAUGAACAGCUGAUACAAGCUAGUCAAAAAUUAUAAUAGACGAAGAGAGAGAUAAUAAGAAAAACUAUAUGUCCAACUUGAAAGAGCUUGUGUUGGAUUCUGUAUUUGUAGUGAUGUUUGGAAUAAGGUGUUGUUUGGGAGACGUGGUACUCAAGUGUUAACAGUAAUAAUCAUGUUAUAUGCUAAUAAUAUUUAUUUAAACAA
Eruca vesicaria subsp. sativa (arugula) is the source of this 1373-nucleotide messenger RNA. The record is from the annotation of a GenBank genome assembly. Lineage: Eukaryota; Viridiplantae; Streptophyta; Magnoliopsida; Brassicales; Brassicaceae.